AUCUGAUUUUUUUAUCAGUUUCAUAUGGAGGCCGAUAGAAAUGCCACAUCUGUGGAAUCAAACAGCAUUCCAACAUCUCAUUUCCAAGAAAAGGUUACUUACAGAUUCGGAAAUAAGGUGAUUUGUUGUUUGGAAGGGACAAGAAUUUGCAUAUUGUAUGAGACAUCUUUUGCAGGGGAACCUUGUGAGCUGUACCAUUGUGUGCUAGAGAGCAAGUCAUUUCUUGAAAAGAUGACUAUCAUUGAACAUACAAUUCCUUUCUUUCUGCUGCUACGAGAAGUAGAAAAUUCUCUCUCUUCUAAUGCCAUGAAAUUUAUAGAUCAUAUUGGAGAAUUAUUGCAGGCUUAUGUGAACAGACGUGAACAGGUUCGGCUUGUCAAGGAGCUGUACGGAAAUCAAAUAGGAGAGCUGUAUCAUAGUCUUCCGUACCACAUGAUUGAAUUUGCACUCGAUGAUUCUGAUUGCAAGGUGAUAAUCGGUCUUAGAUAUCCAGAUCUUGUUUCUGUUCUUCCAACUUGAGUGAAAAUUCUAGCAUGGUCAAUGCAUCAAUUUAAGAAGAAUCAUACAAGCUCAGCUGGAGCAAUGGGCUCCCAACCUAUUCCAGCUCAUUUAUCUUAUGCAGAAGAUGCCUUGAGAACCUUGAACUUAC
Molecule: messenger RNA, 649 nt
Organism: Hibiscus syriacus
Lineage: Eukaryota; Viridiplantae; Streptophyta; Magnoliopsida; Malvales; Malvaceae
Exons: 6
Coding region: 25-519 (164 amino acids)
Cellular component (GO): Mis6-Sim4 complex; kinetochore
Source: RefSeq, a predicted model, not a curated record